This is a messenger RNA of Brassica napus (rape), 514 nucleotides long. RefSeq lists its product as uncharacterized. The record is from RefSeq and is a predicted model, not a curated record. NCBI's taxonomy places the organism in Eukaryota, Viridiplantae, Streptophyta, Magnoliopsida, Brassicales, Brassicaceae. Bases 76 to 339 code for a protein of 87 amino acids. The transcript has a single exon.
AAUCCAAAAACUCAAAAACAAAGCAUACAGAAGAAAAGAGAGCGUCUUCUCCUGAAUUAUUCAGUCGCUUUCGAGAUGAAUUCUACAAGCAAGGCAUGGUCGGUGGCAGCAAGUAUUGGAGUUGUGGAGACACUAAAAGAUCAAUUAGGCGUUUGUCGGUGGAACUACGUCCUCCGUUCAAUGAAUCAACAUCUUCGGAAUAACAUCAGAUCCAUUUCUCAGACCAGAAAUGUUUCCUCCUCCUCAUCGUCAGCCGCCACCGCAUCCUUCGGUAAAACGAAGCAGGCUGAGGAGCCGCUCAGGAUGGUCAUGUACUUGAGCUGUUGGGGUCCAAACUAGGUUUCAAGAAACCUAUUUGAUGGAUGGUUUGGUCCAAGCCUAUAAUAUAAGAGUAGAGAUGCAAAAAGAUGGUUAAUUGUAUUACCCCCAUCUUACUUGUAUAUAACAAUGUUCUUAAGCCUUAAAGGCUAAGUUACUCAAUCUGAAUAGACUUAAAAAUCAUUUACGGAACUAA